Mercurialis annua (annual mercury) is the source of this 1011-nucleotide messenger RNA. RefSeq lists its product as uncharacterized. The transcript has 2 exons. Bases 44 to 946 code for a protein of 300 amino acids. The record is from RefSeq and is a predicted model, not a curated record. NCBI's taxonomy places the organism in Eukaryota, Viridiplantae, Streptophyta, Magnoliopsida, Malpighiales, Euphorbiaceae.
UCCACUUGUAUAGAUAUUGAUUGAGGAAAAAAUUGUGCAAAAAAUGGAUUCUUUUGAUGAUGACAUUUUCGAACCAUUAUCUUCUCCUUCUCCUUCAUGUUCGAGCAAAAGUGAUGAGAAACAAGAAAAUGUUCAUCAUCUUUUAGAGGAAGGCUGGUUCUUCGGGGAACUACUCGCAUCAAGAAAAUCAUCAAAAAUGUUGAGAUGCUAUUCUGAUCUCACUCCAAAUUUCGACCAAAAAUCUUUAUCUUCUUCCCCGAAAAAAGCGGGGGGCGGGUUGAGUCGGGCGCCUUCUUUACCGCCUUGUAUAGGAAGAAGACGGGAUUCGGAGAGUUUCGUAGGGAGAGAGGGGAGUAAGAAUGGAGUGAGCAAGCUGGUGAGGCAAUUUUCGGAUCAAUGUUUGGUUAAACAACCUAAAAAUGAUUCUGAGAAGACGAUGACGGGGAAAAUGUCGAAGCAUAAGCUGGUAAGAACCCCGUCUCUACCGCAUAAUAUCGGAAGAGACGAAAAUGAUGAUUCGGAUACUAGAAUGAGCACGUUAAUUCGUCAAGCUAUGCCUAAUUCUACUCAAAUCUUGCCUCCCCGCCAUACUUCCAAGGGGAUGGCACAAAGCUAUAGCAUGCCAAAAUACAGGCCACCAAGGAAUUGGAAGAACAAAACCCUAAAUGAAGUGCCAAAAUUCACAGAUAAAAAACAAGACUUGGAACCAAGUGCUGAUGGAAUCUUAGUACCUGGUUUAAAUUUACAGGACAAUAAAAAAACAGAUGAGGCAGAUACAAAAAAUAAGGCCAAAAAGGGCUAUUAUUAUCAUGUUUAUGAGGCAAGACAAGUACAACAAAGUUGUGCUCCUCCAAUCCCAAUUUGGGCUGCUUCUCAAAAUUCUGCAGAAGAUAUGAAAAUGCAGCUUAAGUAUUGGGCUAGAGCAGUUGCAUCUAAUGUCAGAUAGCUACAGCCUUUGAUAAUUUUUGUAUAACAUUUGGAUUAAUGCUAAUAAAAUUAUGAAAUUUAGUA